AUAUAAUGUAGUAUAUGCUGCUUAUCAACUGCAGGUAAUACUAUCAGUCGAGAUUUGGGACGAUGUCAAGAUGGGUGACUUGGAGGAUCUUGGCCUUGCAAUUAGCUGUUUUGAAUUAUGUCAUCCCCUCAAGACCACUCACUCUGUCUGGAGGAACCACUACCACCAAUUCCUCCCAGUUCCCUUAUCAGGCUCUACUCAUCUACACCAACGACCACACUGUCUACCCCCAGUGUAGUGCCAUCAUAGUCAGCAGUUACCAAGUACUCACGUCUGCUAGCUGUCUGAAUCUGUUUCUAAAUUUAGAUUUCAAUAUUUGUUCUAGAAAGACAGUAAAGGACUACUCGCCUUUGUCUGUGGUGGCAGGCUCAGCACAGUUUCUGCCCUCCGAUCCCAGCUUCUACCAUAAUGUCAGCUCUUACUACAACAUAGACCCAGGGUUCAACACCACCACAUUUUAUCACGAUCUCGCAGUCCUAGAGAUCGAAGGACAAUUCACAUUUUCCCCCAGUUUGAAAGCAGUGACUUUGUCUUCAUUACCUCCUGAUAGUACAGACUGUGUUAUCACUAGUUGGUCUAACAACACAAAAUGGCUGCAUUAUGGUUCUUACAGUAAGUGGUUACAAUAUGCUGUUGUAACAAUCGACAGAAACUGUAGUUCCAACACUGAGCAACUAUUCUGUGCUGGCAAUCCUCCUAUCUCAGAUUUUGAUGAUCUUGGGAGUCCAUUAGUAUGUAAUAAUGUCUUGACUGGACUGGUUUCAGCCAUACCAACACCAGGGUUGUUUACAAACAUUACAACUAACUAUCGAUGGAUCAUAAGUGCUGUGAAUACCUCUACCACUUCGAGUCCACCUAUUACAUCAUCCCACACAUUACCGUCAACUAGGAAACCAACUUUAAAAUCCUCUACAGCUACAAAUCCAAAAACUAGUCAACCAAUUACUUUUCAGCCAACACCAACCCAACCAAUAACUACUACUAACUCCACACUAAAACCUACAAUAACAACACAUUUAAUAACAGUACCAUUUAAUGUAACAACAGUUUCAGCAACCACAAUGUCUUCUCUAUCGACUUCUUCAACAACAACUGUACAUCCAAUAACUCAUUUGACUGCUACUCAUUCAAGAACUACCCAACCAAGAGCUACUACUAAUUUCACACAAAAACCUACAAUAACAACACAUUUAACAACAAUUCCAUUUAAUGUAACAACAGUUUCAUCAACCACAACUCCUUCUUUUUUGACUUCUUCGACAACUGUGCGUCCAAUAACUCAUUCAACUGCUACUCCUUCAAGAACCACCCAAUCAAUAACUACUAAUUACACACUAAAACCUAUAAUAACAACAUAUUUUACAACAGUACCUUUUAAUAUAUCAACAAUUUCGUCAACCUCAACUUCUUCUUUAUUGAGUUUUUCAUCAACAACUCCUUUAUUUACUAAACAGUCUACCCAUAAACAACACACUACAAUUGUACCAACAGAAAGUACCACUGAGACAGCCUAUUUCACAUCAUAUAAUCCAUCCAACUCUACAUCAAUGUCAGUAACAUGGCCAAUUACCAAAUCAACUACACCACAACAAACUACAACAAACUCUUAUUCAUCUAUAAAACCAACAGGAUCCACAAGAACUUCGGCAAAAGUUAAAUCAACUAGUACUUCAAGCGAACCUACAGGCUCCAACUUUACUUCACAAGAACCAACAAAAUCAACUCAUUCAUCACAACCACAAUCAGAAUCAUCAUUUACUACUGAGGCACCGACAGCAUUCUAUUCAUCAGUAAAUCCAACAAAAACUCCAAAUACUUCACAAGGACCAACAAGCUCUGAAUAUUCAUCAUUACAAUCUUCAAAAUUUUCAUCUUCCUCUGUUGCACCUAGUAAAACACCAUAUUCAACAGCACAACCGCCAGGUUCCAAGUCAUCAUCCAAAUCAUCAAGUUCACAUCAUACAUCUAUAGAACCUUCAGAUUCUCCAGUUACUUCUGAACUGUCAAGUUCAAUGCAAUCUUCAAUACCGCCAUCAAAGUUUACAGUAACAUCAGAAAAUCCAACCUCGUUGCAUUCAUCAUAUUACACUUCAGAAAUACCUAUUACUUCUGUAGGAUCCACUACUCCACAUUCUGCUAGUUCGCAAACACCCACAGGAUCAAUACGUCCUUCAAUAAUACCUUCACAGUCAACAGCAAAUUCGGCUAAAUCUACUGAAUCACCUCCUACAUCACCAGUACCUACAGGAUCACAGUACUCGUCAGUAAUACCAUCAGAACACUCAUUAACUUCAGAAGCACCCACAAGCUCAUAUUUUACUUCAAAGGAACCAACUAAUCCUUCUUACACUUCUGGGCGACCAACAGGAUCAGUAAUCACUUCUGAAUCGCCACUUACUUCACAAUUGCCUACUGGAUCACCUCAAUCAUCAAUGAUGUCAUCAGCAUCUUCUAUGACUUCAGACUCACCAACAGGAUCAUCCUUUACGUCAGAACUACCUACUGGUUCUUCAUUUACAUCUGAACCUCCCACUGGAUCGUUGCACUCUACAGCAUGGCAUUCUUCGGAGCUACCUAUUCAUUCAUCAAUAUCUUCAGUAGAGCCAACUGGUUCAUUUAGUUCUCAACCUCCUACAGGAUCACCGUACACUUCUGAAUCUCCUCACUCUACUCAAAAGCCUACAGGGUCAGUGCAUUCAUCAGUGGUUCCAUCAGCUUCUCCUAUGACCUCACAAUCACCAACAGUAUCAUCAUUCACUUCAGAGGUACCAACUGGUUCACCAUUUACGUCUGAACCACCUACUGGAUCGUUGCACUCUACUGCGUGGCAUUCUUCUGAGCAACCAAUCCAUUCCUCAAUAUCGUCAGUACAGCCAACUGGAUCACUGCACUCUACUGUGUGGCAUUCUUCUGAGCCACCAAUUCAUUCCUCAAUAUCUUCAGUACAGCCAACUGGUUCAUUUAGUUCUCAGCGCCCUUCAGGAUCACCGUACACGUCUGAGUCACCUCACUCCACUCAAGCGCCUACAGGGUCAGUGCAUUCAUCGGUGGUUCCGUCAGCUUCUCCGAUGACCUCACAAUCACCAACAGGAUCAUCAUUCACUUCUGAGAUACCAACUGGCUCACCAUUUACGUCUGAACCACCUACUGGAUCAUUCCACUCUACUGCGUGGCAUUCAUCGGAGCUACCAAUUCAUUCGUCAAUAUCUUCAGUAGGGCCAACUGGUUCAUCUAGUUCUCAACCUCCUACAGGAUCAUCGUACCCUACAGAGUCACCUCACUCUACUCAAGAGCCUACGGGGUCAGUGCAUUCAUCAGUGGUUCCAUCAGCUUCUCCUAUGACCUCACAAUCACCAACAGGAUCAUCAUUCACUUCUGAGGUACCAACUGGCUCACCAUUUACGUCUGAACCACCUACUGGAUCAUUCCACUCUACUGCGUGGCAUUCUUCGGAGCUACCUAUUCAUUCCUCAAUAUCUUCAGUAGAGCCAACUGGUUCAUUUAGUUCUCAACCUCCUACAGGAUCAUCGUACACUACAGAGUCACCUCACUCUACUCAAGAGCCUACGGGGUCAGUGCAUUCAUCAGUGGUUCCAUCAGCUUCUCCUAUGACCUCACAAUCACCAACAGGAUCAUCAUUCACUUCUGAGGUACCAACUGGCUCACCAUUUACGUCAGAACCACCUACUGGAUCGUUGCACUCUACUGCGUGGCAUUCUUCUGAGCAACCAAUCCAUUCCUCAAUAUCGUCAGUACAGCCAACUGGUUCAUUUAGUUCUCAACGACCUACAGGAUCACCGUACACUUCUAAGUCACCUCACUCUACUCAAGCGCCUACAGGGUCAGUGCAUUCAUCGGUGGUUCCGUCAGCUUCUCCGAUGACCUCACAAUCACCAACAGGAUCAUCAUUCACUUCUGAGGUACCAACUGGCUCACCAUUUACGUCUGAACCACCUACUGGAUCAUUCCACUCUACUGCGUGGCAUUCUUCGGAGCUACCUAUUCAUUCGUCAAUAUCUUCAGUAGAGCCAACUGGUUCAUUUAGUUCUCAACAUCCUACAGGAUCACCGUACACUUCUAAGUCACCUCACUCUACUCAAGCGCCUACAGGGUCAGUGCAUUCAUCGGUGGUUCCGUCAGCUUCUCCGAUGACCUCACAAUCACCAACAGGAUCAUCAUUCACUUCUGAGGUACCAACUGGCUCACCAUUUACGUCUGAACCACCUACUGGAUCAUUCCACUCUACUGCGUGGCAUUCUUCGGAGCUACCUAUUCAUUCGUCAAUAUCUUCAGUAGAGCCAACUGGUUCAUCUAGUUCUCAACCUCCUACAGGAUCAUCGUACACUACAGAGUCACCUCACUCUACUCAAGAGCCUACGGGGUCAGUGCAUUCAUCAGUGGUUCCAUCAGCUUCUCCUAUGACCUCACAAUCACCAACAGGAUCAUCAUUCACUUCUGAGGUACCAACUGGCUCACCAUUUACGUCUGAACCACCUACUGGAUCAUUCCACUCUACUGCGUGGCAUUCUUCGGAGCUACCAAUUCAUUCGUCAAUAUCUUCAGUAGAGCCAACUGGUUCAUCUAGUUCUCAACGACCUACAGGAUCAUCGUACACUACAGAGUCACCUCACUCUACUCAAGAGCCUACAGGGGUCAGUGCAUUCAUCAGUGGUUCCAUCAGCUUCUCCGAUGACCUCACAAUCACCAACAGGAUCAUCAUUCACUUCUGA
Homalodisca vitripennis (glassy-winged sharpshooter) is the source of this 4730-nucleotide messenger RNA. RefSeq names its product mucin-2-like. Gene Ontology annotation, molecular function: serine-type endopeptidase activity. Gene Ontology annotation, biological process: proteolysis. Bases 63 to 4730 code for a protein of 1555 amino acids. The transcript has 7 exons. Lineage: Eukaryota; Metazoa; Arthropoda; Insecta; Hemiptera; Cicadellidae. The record is from RefSeq and is a predicted model, not a curated record.